Messenger RNA from Sander lucioperca (pikeperch), 1646 nucleotides. Its product is annotated as cell surface A33 antigen-like. Gene Ontology annotation, cellular component: plasma membrane. NCBI's taxonomy places the organism in Eukaryota, Metazoa, Chordata, Actinopteri, Perciformes, Percidae. The record is from RefSeq and is a predicted model, not a curated record. The transcript is spliced from 6 exons.
AUGUCAACUUCCAGGGUGACCUACACUGACAUGACAAAAGCGGCGCUCGCUGUCACAGAAUCCGAAACUGUGACAGUGCUGUCAGGUGUUGGUGCCAUCCUUGUGACCAUCCCUCAGCCUGUAUAUGAGGUUGCCAGGGGUAAGAAUGUCACACUGCCCUGCAGCAUUACAUUCCAAGGUACUGGUACCCCCAAACAAACCAUCGUCACAUGGUCUGCUACAGCUGACACACCGGGCGCUCAAGAGGAUGAUGUCCUCACUUAUUAUUCUAUUGAUAAAAAUACUGACAUCGGUACGCUGUAUGAAGGCCGGGUGUCCCUGGAUGUAGAUGCUGCCACGGCAAAUGCCAACCUGAAACUGUCCUCCACCACACUAGAUGACAACAAGGUGUUUAAGUGCCAUGCCCUGAUUCCAAGUGACAAAACGGGCAAGACGUCUGCCACUACACGUCUGGUGGUUCUAGUGGCUCCAUCUACACCCAUCUGUACAAUCCAGGGAAAGGCAGAGUAUGGCCAGAACAUCAACCUGACCUGUUUGUCAGCAGAAGGCUCCCCACCACCCACUUAUUCGUGGCAAAGUCUAGAUGUCAUGAACAAACCUCGUGUUCUACCCCCUAGAACCACCGUCCAGGGAGGCAUCCUGUCUCUAUACAAUAUCUACAAGGACACAUCAGGAUUCUUCAUCUGCACCUCAACAAACAAGAUGGGCUCUGCUUCCUACAACUUCACCCUCGCAGUAAUGCCGCCUUCCAUGAACGUUGCCUCCACUGCAGGAAUCAUUGGUGGAGUAAUCGCUGCGUUGAUCGUGCUCAUCAUCGUCAUCUACUGCUGCUGCUGUCGGAAGAAAUAAAAGGACGAGGAAUACGCCAUGGGGUAAAGUUUUUCUCCCUUAAAGACACACUCACACUGACUGAUAAACAAGAUGCUGUGAUGUGAACGGGGUGAACCUCUGAUAUGGCCCAUUCACAAUGCUUAAAGGAAUAGUUCAGAUUUUUUGAAGUGGGUUAUGAGGUACUUAUCCAUAGUCAGUGUAUUACCUACAGUAGAUGGCGGUCGGCACGCGCACAGUUUGGAAAAGCAGGCAGGAGGUCAAGCACGGAAGCUAAGCAAUGUCUGGCUGUGGACGAGGGCAGCAGCGACGUAUUUAAGCCACUUAAAGGUCCAGCUAAAAAAUGAAUAUCUGUGUGUAUGCUAUAUAAAGGGCUUUAAUUUUGUGUCAUUUUGUUUUACGCUUAAUAGGAUUAUUUCUGUUUAUUUGAGUUAGCUAAUGUCUAUCCUUGUAUAGAAACAGAUAUUUAACCAGUUUUAAUGUCCUCUAUUUGGUGCUUGUUUUCUUCCUCUGAUUGUUGGGAUUGAUCAUUUCACCACAGAUCUAUUUUUAAAUGAAUAAAUAAAUGUCUAAAUUUGGAAUGUAAAUAAUCUCCUUUUGCCAUGCCACCUUCAAAGAUGUUUUAUAUUGAAUUAUUUUGUAAAGAGAUUUAUGUUGAAAUGCAAUGAAAUUAGACAAUGUACAUUAUAAAUGCUAUUAUUUCAUCUCAGCAGUGGUAAUGUUACCAGUUUUAUAUUGGGAUUUGUGCUGUGAAACAUUGUGUGCAUUCUAAUCAUGAAAUAUGCUGUACAAAUAAAGCUGAAAUAAAAUGAACAAAA